UUAACUUGUAACAAACUUGAACAUGACGUGUAGUUUAUGCAACUGAACUGAAAGAAAGAAAAAACUAUGCCCCACAUCACAUGUCUUUUUGCACACUGAAGUGUUAACAAGUGUUAACCGUUAACUGAAAAGAUAAUACUACAUUUCCCAGAGUUCAUUUAGGCCCACUGAAUCCGCCAUAUUGAGCUCGGCUGAACGCGCUGGCAGGGAGAGAGUGUUCAUAACAUUGAGAUAGGUGAAGGACACACAGUGUAUAAAGAUGACACAAACGGUCCAGACGAAUGGGAUUCAACCCCUCAGUAAGACCUGGGAGCUUAGUCUCUAUGAAUUACAGAGAACCCCACAGGAGGCCAUCACGGAUGGUCUGGAGAUCGCCGUGUCCCCACGCAGCUUGCACAGUGAGCUCAUGUGUCCUAUCUGCCUGGACAUGCUGAAGAACACCAUGACCACCAAGGAGUGCCUGCACCGCUUCUGUGCCGACUGCAUCAUCACUGCGCUCAGAUCGGGGAAUAAGGAGUGUCCAACAUGCAGGAAGAAGCUGGUGUCUAAGCGCUCCCUCCGUCCAGACCCCAACUUUGACGCCCUGAUCAGUAAGAUCUACCCCAGCAGAGAUGAGUAUGAAGCCCAUCAGGAGAGAGUGUUGGCCCGCAUCAGCAAGCACAACAACCAGCAGGCGCUCAGCCACAGUAUUGAGGAGGGCCUAAAAAUCCAGGCCAUGAACAGACUGCAGCGGGGGAAGAAGCACCAGAUUGAAAAUGGCAGCGGGGCAGAGGACAAUGGGGACAGUUCACACUGCAGCAAUGCAUCAGUUCACAGUAACCAAGAGGCCGGACCCAGCAUCAAACGAACCAAAACCUCAGACGAUUCUGGACUGGACAUGGACAAUGCCACAGAGAACGGAGGAGGAGACAUGGCAAUGGACGGGGCCAGCGAGAUUGAGCUGGUGUUCCGCCCUCACCCGACGCUAAUGGAGAAAGAAGACGCCGCGCUGACAAGGUACAUUAAGACUUCGGGGAACGCCACAGUGGACCACCUCUCCAAAUACUUGGCUGUCAGAUUGGCUUUGGAGGAAAUGCGCAAAAACGGAGAGGCAAGUCCCAUCAACGUAGAGGCAGCCAGCGAAAAACAGUACACCAUCUACAUCCCUACCGCAAACAACCAGUUCACGGUCCUGAAUGGCUCUUUUUCUCUGGAGCUGGUGAGCGAGAAGUACUGGAAAGUCAACAAGCCCAUGGAGUUGUACUUUGCUCCAACGAAGGAGCACAAAUAAAUCCAGUGAGCCUGACCCAGGACAGACUGUGAUGGUUCAUCCUCUCUUCUCUCUCCCUGUUUCUUUGUCUUUCUCUCGCUGUUCCUCCUCAUUUGGAGUAUACUAGUCUCUGGAGCCCCAGCUCCUCAAUAACUGUGGCUGCUUUGAUUUGGAUUUUUUUAUUGUCUUUUUGUAUGGGAACGAGACCAGGGUUGAUCAUUGGGAGUGGGGUGGGAGGGCCAUGGAAGUCAAACCAGUGUGGAUUUGUUCCCCCCCUUCAGUUGACACAAUCAUUUCAUUGUUACAUGUUGAGUCCUUUUGAGUCAAGAGGACUCCGAUGUUGCCUUCAACAAGCCAAAAUUUCAGUCUACAAAAUGGAUAUUGCAUCCGUAACACCAUGAGGAAAUCACACUGAGUGCUUCAUGAGAGACUCUGUCAGAACGUGGCUUUCGUAGCCAAUGGCGCUGUCCUUUAAUAUUAGACUUGACCAAUGACGUUCGCAGAGCUGUAAGAAAUUUUAAGUGCAUUUUCAGACACACCACUCCUGUAGCAGCAACAUUUGUUCACUAACAUGAUUGCAUCUUGCCAGUACAAUGUACCAGUACAAUGUGAUGGCUUAGUUCACAUGACACUGUCAUGUCACUAGUCUGUACUACUAUGUUGGUCGUCAGAUGUUUCGGAGAUUGUACAUACCUACAUCACUUUAUAGAAUAAUUACCUGGAAAAAUGUAUAUUGACAACAUUGUUACAGUUAUUACAGUACCGUUUCAUAAAAACAUAAGUUGGCAGUUGUACAUUUGGGACCCAGUUUUUAAUAGUUUCAUUGACGCUUCAUCUAAGACAAGGAAAACUUUUUUAGAGCAUGAAGUAAUUUUAGUUUGACUUCCUUGGCAUACAUUUGAGUUCAUGUUGUUGUUUGG
This is a messenger RNA of Sinocyclocheilus anshuiensis, 2169 nucleotides long. RefSeq names its product E3 ubiquitin-protein ligase RING2. The transcript has 7 exons. Bases 260 to 1270 code for a protein of 336 amino acids. Gene Ontology annotation, cellular component: ubiquitin ligase complex; PcG protein complex. NCBI's taxonomy places the organism in Eukaryota, Metazoa, Chordata, Actinopteri, Cypriniformes, Cyprinidae. The record is from RefSeq and is a predicted model, not a curated record. Gene Ontology annotation, molecular function: chromatin binding; ubiquitin protein ligase activity.